Molecule: messenger RNA, 2264 nt
Organism: Neoarius graeffei (lesser salmon catfish)
Lineage: Eukaryota; Metazoa; Chordata; Actinopteri; Siluriformes; Ariidae
Product: zinc-binding protein A33-like
Exons: 7
Coding region: 190-1791 (533 amino acids)
Molecular function (GO): zinc ion binding; protein binding
Source: RefSeq, a predicted model, not a curated record
UGAUUUUCUGUCGUGACAGACAAUAAAGUGAUUCUGAUUCUAAUUCUUAUUCUGAUCCUUUCAGCAGGACACAAUCUCCAGUUUGAAGCUUCUUUUGUGUUUUGAAGGAUUAAAGCCACUGUAGGUAAACACUAAGAGAACAGGAACAAGAGGAAAAAGAGAAAAAACAGGAGAAAAAUAGAAAUUGUCAUGGCUUCCUCCAGCAGUGUCCUGUGUGAAGAUCAGCUCCAUUGCUCCAUCUGUCUGGAUGUGUUCACUGAUCCAGUCACGACUCCAUGUGGACACAACUUCUGUAUGAUCUGUCUCAAAGAGUUCUGGGACAGCAGUUCACACUGUCAGUGUCCAGUGUGUAAAACUAAUUUUGCCAAAAGACCAGAGCUAUGUGUGAAUAUGUUCAUCUCUGCCCUUGAUGCUCCGUUUAAGAAGGCAGUUCAGGUGAAAUCCAGCAGCACUGUGGAAAAUCCCACACGAUCUCUGGUGCCCUGUGAUGUCUGCUGUGAGAAGAAAUAUGCAGCCGUGAAGUCCUGCCUGAUCUGUAUGACGUCUUAUUGCAAGAUUCACUUGGAACGUCAUGAGAGAGUUUCUUCUUUAAAGAAACACAAACUGAUGGAUCCUGUGGAGAACCUGGAGGACUACACCUGCCAGAAACAUGAGAGACCCCUGGAAUGGUUCUGUAGAGAUGACCAGAUGUGUGUGUGUAAGUUCUGUAUUGAGAUAGAACACAGUACUCACAACACUGUUCGUAUAGAGGAGGAGAGUGGAGUGAAGAAGACUAAGUUGGGAAAGACUCAAACCGAAGUUCAACACAUGACCCAGGAGCGACUGACGAAGAUUGAGGAAAUCAAACACUCUAAAAACACAGAGAAAGAGAAAGCAGACAUGGUGGAGAUCUUCAGUUCUCUGAUGCGCUGCAUUGAGAGAAGCCAGGCUGAGCUGCUUAAGGUGAUGAAGGAGAAGCAGAAAGCAGCAGAGAUGCAGGCUGAAGAGUUCGUUAAAGAGCUGGAGCAGGAAAUCACUGAGCUAAAGAGGAGAAACACUGAGUUGGAGCAGCUGUCACACACUGAGGAUCACUUCCAUCUCCUACAGAUUUACCCGUCACUGUGCAGCCCUCCACACACCCAGGACUGGACUGGCAUCAAAAUUAAGUCUUAUCUGAGUGAGGAGACUCUGAGGAGAGCUCUGUCUCAACUUCAGGAAACUCUCAGUGAGCAACUGCAGAAGGUUGAAGAGGCUGAACUGAAGAGAAUUCAACAAUAUGCAGUGCAUGUGACUCUGGAUCCUGAUACAGCUCAUUCUAAACUCAUCCUGUCUGAUGAUCGGAAACAAGUGAAACAUGGACACAAGAGACAGAAUGUCCCUGAUAACCCAGAAAGGUUUAAUCAUUGUGUCUGUGUGCUGGGAAAGGAGGGAUUCUUCUCAGGGAGAUUUUACUAUGAGGUGCAGGUCAGAGGGAAGACUGCAUGGGAUUUAGGAGUGGCCAGAGAGUCCAUUAACAGGAAAGGGGAGAUUACAGCCAGUCAUGAAAAUGGUUACUGGUGUGUGUGUCUGAGGAAUGAGACUGAAUAUCAAGCUUGGGACUCUCCUCCUGUCUCCCUCUCCAUGAAACAAACUCCUAAGAAGGUGGGGGUGUUUGUGGAUUAUGAGGAGGGUCUGAUCUCCUUCUAUGAUGUUGAUGCAAAAUCUCACAUCUACUCUUUCACUGGUCAGAAUUUCACUGAGAAACUUUAUCCGUACUUCUGUCCCUGUCUCAAUGAUGGAGGCAAAAAUUCAGCACCACUGGUCAUCUGCUAAAAAAGCCAUUUUUGUCAACCUGGAAUGAGCAUGACUGAAUAGAGGAGGUGGUCUGAGACAGCACUUAUCAGCCACCUACAAUGCAGUCCUUGGCACACUUCCCAGAAGACUGAAUAUACAUUCAUACUGAGACUCAGCUGAAUUCAAUGACUCACAUGAUGGCAGAGAGAACCAGUAACCCUCAGAUCACACUAACAACCCUCUAGGCUGCUAACACCAUUCACACCUGGCCUCCAGUGAUCCGAACAACCUACAGGAUGACUGAGAGGGUUGAUGACCCAUGUGGCGUCAAUGACUCUCCUUCUGGUUGUUUUUGGUCCACUAGAGGAUAAAUACCUGAAACUCCCCACUGGUCAGACAGAACAGAAGAAGCCUUUCGGAUGAGAGGUGAAACAUCUUCAAAGAUUUCCAGCAAGUUCAGUUGCCUUCUUUAGCACCUAUGGAUCAUAGGCCAACUUUUCGAAAUUCCUUGG